This is a messenger RNA of Eruca vesicaria subsp. sativa (arugula), 163 nucleotides long. The record is from the annotation of a GenBank genome assembly. Lineage: Eukaryota; Viridiplantae; Streptophyta; Magnoliopsida; Brassicales; Brassicaceae.
AUGGCGGGGUGUCGAUUCUACCACGAGAAUGUUAUAGAUCACUUUGAAAACCCUAGAAACGUUGGGUCCUUCAAGAGGGAGGAUCCCAACAUUGGCACAGGACUGGUUGGAACACCUGCCUGCGGGGACGUGAUGGCCCUCCAGAUUAAGGUCGAUGAGUCCG